AUGGACAUGAUAAGGGAAAAAUUCUGGUUAUGCCUGUUUUUCGUUUUUACAGUGUUUAUUCAACUGAAAAGUUAUUGUGCUGUAGUCGAGGGUGGAGAUACUAUUUCCUUGGGCGCCUCGAUUACUGGAAAUCAGACAAUAAUUUCGAAGAAUGGCACAUUUGAAUUGGGAUUCUUCAGCCCAAAUGGAACCAAUAACUGGUAUAUCGGCAUCUGGUAUGCCCAUUUGACAGAGAAGACAUUCAUUUGGGUGGCUAACAGGGAGAAUCCCGCGAGAAACAGGUCUGGCGUUUUAAGGCUGUCAAAAGAAGGUGAUCUGGAACUGUUCAAUGCAGAGGAGUUUCGACUAUCCUGUGGACACUUGGUUGCCAGGGAUGAGGUUUGGUGGAGAGCAAAAGCUAGUCUGUUGGAGAAACUCAUUCGAUCCUGCUCCCGGGCCUUUCUCCUUUCACGUGGAUCCAUUGGGGCCAAACAACUCGUGCUAACAUUGAAUAAUUCUCCACAGUUUUGGGCGAGCGGAAGUUGGGACGGCAAUGUUUUCAGUCAAAUUCCAGAAAUGACAAGCUUGUGCUACAAUUUCAGCUUUGAAAAUACUAACUCUAGUUUCUAUGCCAGUUAUACAUCGAAGAAUGGGACGUCUUCUGGUCUCGGCCCAGAGAUCAACGUGACAUAUAUGGUUUCUGCGGCGCUUACGGACGCUGCAGCUCCAACAAUCUUCAGUUCUGCAGCUGCGUGGAAGGCUUCACCCCUACAGACACUCGCUCCUGGGAUUCACAAGAGUCGUGGUCUAGUGGCUGUGUUCGACUGA
Messenger RNA from Cryptomeria japonica (Japanese cedar), 807 nucleotides. RefSeq names its product S-locus-specific glycoprotein S6-like. The coding region runs from base 1 to 807 and encodes 268 amino acids. The record is from RefSeq and is a predicted model, not a curated record. The transcript is spliced from 3 exons. Lineage: Eukaryota; Viridiplantae; Streptophyta; Pinopsida; Cupressales; Cupressaceae.